UAGAAUAGUACUCACUAAAUCUGCCCCCACAUUUUGAUAUCUAAAACACUAGCAAAAGACAUGGCAAAAGUCACCAAAAGAUUUCAUUUCGUGAGUCAACCUGGACCAUGCUCACAAUGCAUCAGCAAAGAAGAUGUGAGGAAGGCUGUAACUGAGGCCUUGGAAGUGGGGCCUCAUGCACGGGAAAUAAUCAAUGAUUUCAUGGCAAACUUUAGUUGCACAAUAUGUCGUGAAGUCAUUAAGACGGAUAUAAUUGUUGGUGAAUGCUGUGGAGCCAUWAUUGGGUGCAGGGAAUGCACCAACAUUUGGUACCAAGAGAACGAAAUGUGCCCCAAGUGCAGGGACAUUAGAGGGGAUGUCAAAAGACUACACUUGAGGGGCUUCUCAGAUGUAUUAAAGAAAGCAGUUGAAAUGCAGGACAACAGUAAUGAAGAUUAAGUUUUGACGAUCAUAGUAAAAAUGGAAAC
Messenger RNA from Exaiptasia diaphana, 467 nucleotides. RefSeq lists its product as uncharacterized. Lineage: Eukaryota; Metazoa; Cnidaria; Anthozoa; Actiniaria; Aiptasiidae. The transcript has 2 exons. The record is from RefSeq and is a predicted model, not a curated record. Bases 61 to 438 code for a protein of 125 amino acids.